AUUGCAUCACACCUACACGUGUCGACCACUCACCGGCGCCGCUUGGUCCUUUAUAUUUGUCACCUAACCGCCGCCACUCUGUGCAGCCUCACCACUUCUCCUCCUCCUCCAAGCAAACCCCUCCUCAUCGCUCCUCCUCUCCCCCUCAAUUCCUCACCACUUUUCCGAUGGACAGCACGGACUCCUCCUCCGGCUCCGGUCACCCCCAGCUCCCUCCCGGCUUCCGGUUCCACCCCACGGACGAGGAGCUGGUCGUCCACUACCUCAAGAAUAAAGCCGCCUCCGCUCCGCUUCCCGUCACCAUCAUCGCGGAGGUCGACUUGUACAAGUUCGAUCCUUGGGAGCUUCCAAGUAAGGCCACGUUUGGGGAGCAGGAGUGGUAUUUUUUCAGUCCCAGAGACCGGAAGUACCCGAACGGAGCUAGGCCGAACAGGGCGGCCACCUCGGGGUAUUGGAAGGCGACCGGAACAGACAAGCCGAUUCUGACAUCGAACGGGAACCAGAAAGUGGGCGUCAAGAAAGCUCUGGUUUUCUACGGCGGGAAACCGCCCAAGGGAAUCAAAACCAAUUGGAUCAUGCACGAGUAUCGCCUCGUCAACGACGACAACUCCAGCGCCGCACUCAAGCCUCCUGAUCCGACCAACAAAAAGGCCUCCCUAAGGUUGGAUGACUGGGUUUUGUGCCGGAUUUACAAGAAGAUCAACUCGCAGAGGCCUGUGAUGGAGUAUGAUCAUCAUCAUCAUCAUCAUCAUCAUCACAGGGAGGAGGACUCUACAACAAACUCCAUGGAGGGUAUUUUUGUCCAGUCAAUGCCGAAGCCGUCGCCGCCGAAGGCCACCAACUACACGGCGUUGCUGGAAAAUGACGAGGACAAUUUCUUCGACGGGAUAUUAUCGAGUGAAGGCGUGCAAAACAGUAGUCAUUCCAACCUUUCCCAUCAGUUCAUGUCGAGUGCGAAAGGCGACAUCGUAAUGCCCGUGAGCAACAACCCCUCGAAACGUCAGCUUCCAUCGCCGUUUUGGAAUGAAGCGGGGGGAUCAUCAUCGAUGGGGACUAAUUCAUCGUCGAGCAAGAGGUUUCAUACUGAUCUCAAUAGCGGUGGUGGCAGUGGAGGUGGUGGUGGGGUUGAUGAAAGCAACACCUCCUUUGUUUCUAUGCUAAACCAGUUACCUCAUCAGAACGCGGCAUUCCACCCCAACUCGCUUCUUGGGUCGCUCAACCCACAGUUUCAUCUUCCCAGUAUGAAUUGGAACUCAUGAACAAGAAUUCAGAAACACAGAAUAUAUUGAUAUCAUCUAGCUUAGUACAUAAUCUCAUUGGAGUGUAACUAUAGCACAAAGAUACGGGUGAUGACGAGGUAUAUAUAUUUUCAUAAAUCUUUUUUUUCUUUUCUAUUUAGUGACACAUAAUCUCUGUUUUUACUGGUUAGUUAAUUGUUUGAGUAUCAUUUACUUGUUGGUAUUACAUGUUAUAUGUAGACAUUGAGCUAGAUAGCUAGCGUAAUGAAGAUAUUUUGAAGUUCUAAUUACCAGAAAAUGAAGUUCAGAGAAGCCCCAGCCAUGGUUU
Messenger RNA from Argentina anserina (silverweed cinquefoil), 1566 nucleotides. Its product is annotated as NAC transcription factor 25. Gene Ontology annotation, biological process: system development; regulation of DNA-templated transcription. The coding region runs from base 168 to 1259 and encodes 363 amino acids. The transcript is spliced from 3 exons. NCBI's taxonomy places the organism in Eukaryota, Viridiplantae, Streptophyta, Magnoliopsida, Rosales, Rosaceae. The record is from RefSeq and is a predicted model, not a curated record. Gene Ontology annotation, molecular function: DNA binding.